Messenger RNA from Eriocheir sinensis (Chinese mitten crab), 2178 nucleotides. RefSeq names its product transmembrane protein 43 homolog (gene Tmem43). The record is from RefSeq and is a predicted model, not a curated record. The transcript is spliced from 9 exons. Gene Ontology annotation, biological process: nuclear membrane organization. Gene Ontology annotation, cellular component: nuclear inner membrane. Lineage: Eukaryota; Metazoa; Arthropoda; Malacostraca; Decapoda; Varunidae. The coding region runs from base 88 to 1728 and encodes 546 amino acids.
CACCGCCAAGACCAAGACCAGCGGAGAGCAGCACCGAGGGGGAGGCGGUGGCGCUGGGCUCACAUUUUCCCCUCGCAGGCCGCCACUAUGUACCGGGCCCGGGAAAUGCGGCAGCAGCGACAGCUCAUCCACGCGUCAGUAGGCCACCUGGAGACCCUUGUGCGCCUCAUCCACGCAUACACACACCUGCCAGAUGCGUGUACACAGCCGUCACACGCGCACACACACUCACCAGACACGCGCAUACCUCUGUCGGACUUGCAUAGACCAUCAUCAGACGCGCACACACACCCAUCUGACACGCACACGGACCAGCUGGACGCACACACACAUACACAACCGUCAAACACAGACACACACCCGUCCAGCAGCAGCAGCACACACACCCACACACACCUGCUGAGCCACCCCACCUACCGCUACGUACACACAUCUGCAAGCACAGAGAACCAGGGAACAGGAGACAGAGACAGAGACAGAGGUGGAGGAGAGAGAGCGGAGAGAGGCGAACGAGGAGGUAGAGGAGGAUCACCACCCCCUCACCAUCCGCACCACCACCACCACCACCCCAGGCGGGCGGUGCGGGAGCAGGUGAAGGAGUCCAUCCCAGCUGUGGUGGUGGGCGUGCUACUCCUGCUGGUGGGAAGCGCCUUGCUCUUCUGGAAUGAGGGCCGUGCGGUACAGACAGCACAGAGUCUGGAUGAGGGCUACAGCAGCAUCCAGCGGGUGAUCAGCGCCAACAUGGUUCACGAGGAGAACAACAACAAGCUGGUUCAUGUGUGGGGGCCGCUGUCUACGUGGCCGGUGCUGGCGGACGAGGCGUAUGGGGUGGAGAUCAAUGCCGUCAAGCUCAAGCGCCGCGUUCAGAUGUUCCAGUGGAUCGAGGAGGAGUCAUCCAUUCGGUCUGAGGACACACCAGGCAUGCCGUCGGACACCUCCUACUCCUACUCCUACGCCUGGCGGGACAAGGUGGUGGACAGCACGGCCUUCAGCAUCCCCUGGGGCCACGACAACCCCAAAACCAUCCCGGUGGAGUCAACCAUCCGGGUGGCCGAGACAGUGUCCGUGGGCGGCUACCGGCUGUCCCCCGCACUGAAGGAGGAGUUCUUCGACUUCACCUCCUUCUCCGGCGACGAGCAGCCAGAGCAGGGGGACGUUAAGCUACACGGCGGAAUGUACUAUCUCACACGCGACAUCUAUAACCCAGACAUUGGUGACCUGCGGAUACAGUUCUACUUCGCUGGGAGAGCUGGGGAGAUGGUCUCGGUGGUGGGACAGCAGCGAGGAGACACCCUGUACCCCUUCCCCACCUUGGCCGGGCGGGAGCUGCUGAUCGUGCGGCAGGGGAAGCUGUCUGUGGAGGAGAUGUUUUCUCUGGAGCACGCCACCAACAGGGGACUGACAUGGGGGCUGCGAAUGGCUGGCUGGUUCCUGCUGUUCCUGGGCCUCUCUUGCCUGUCUCAUAUUGUUCAUUCCUUGGUGUCCACCUCCCCCUUGCUGCGAGACGUCAUCGCCCUCGGUCUGGGGUCUGCCAACCUCACCCUGAGCAUGACCACAUCCCUCAUCAUCGUGGGAGGCGCCUGGGCAGUGUACCGGCCCGGCCUCGCACUCCUCAUCCUCAUUGUGGCCGCGCUUCCCUUCAUCCGCGCCGCCGCCAAGCACAGCCCUCGGACAGCCGCUGGUGGCCUGGGCGGCAGGAGGGCGAAUGGGUACAGGAGGGCUCCGUAAUUUAUGUACGUUUGUGUGUUUGUGUGUGUGUGUGUGAGUGUGUGUGUUAUUUGUGAUGAUGUGCCAAAGAUUAGUGUUAUUGUUGUAUGGGUGUGAGUGUUAUGUGUGUGUAUGUGAGUGUGUGUGUGUGUGUACUGGUUUUUCCUUUGCAUGUGUGUGUGUGUGUGUCAUUAUACACACAAACACCUAUCAGUCAUUCACCAGACAGAUUACCUUACCUCACCACAUUUUACACACACACACACACACACACGCACACACACACACACACACACACCAUUUCAAACACAGCGACGGCUCCAUAUGAUCUAGUUGCUGUGGCGCCUUAUAUAAAUCACUCACUCACUCCAAACACAGCGUCACAAACAGGCUCUCGCAAAGUGUUUUAUCCCACCCCUUCACCCCUGACCCCAUACCCUAACACCCUUCCCAGCGAUCACUGUUAUAAGU